Chilo suppressalis (striped riceborer) is the source of this 696-nucleotide messenger RNA. The record is from the annotation of a GenBank genome assembly. NCBI's taxonomy places the organism in Eukaryota, Metazoa, Arthropoda, Insecta, Lepidoptera, Crambidae.
AUGACGUUAUAUCAUUUUGGAAACUGUCUGGCCUUAGUUUAUGCGCCAUAUCAUAUGGCGUAUAAGUUUUCUGGAGUUAAUGAGUAUGCGUCGUUCUCAAAAUGUGUUUACGCAGGUGGUCUGUACAUUUUUACACAACUAUGCAAAAUGUUACUUUUAGCCACCUUUUUCCCUGAUUCUGAUAAUUUAAAUACCACUGGAGAAUACAAUGUAAUUUUGGAGAUCCUGAAGGCUACAGUAGACUUUGCUGAUUUGGUGGGACUUUACUUUGCUCUGAAUUCAGUCCCUGGGAAGGGCCAUGCAAAGAUUCUCACUGCAGCUAUUGGCUGGGCUAGUGCAGAGGCGGUGGUGACGCUGUGCGUGCCGCUGUGGGUGGGGGCGCGCGGGUCGGAGUUCUCGUGGCGCUACGUGCGGUGGUGCGCGGGCGCGGGCGCGGCGCUGGUGCGGCUGGCGGCGCGCGCGGCGCUCGUGUGGCUGGCGGCGCGGCACGACCUGGCGCGUGCGCUGCGGGCGCCGGUCGCCGCGCUACUGCUGGCGGCGCCCUACCGCGCGCUGCUCCUCCGCGCGGUGGCGGCGCUGCUCUCCCUGCCGCAGGAGCACAUCGCGCGCGUCGCGCUCCACGGGGCCCACACCGCUGCGGUCGCGCUCGCGGCGCUGGCCAUGUACGCGAUACAGACGCAGCAGAAUGCGUAUUAA